Pistacia vera is the source of this 732-nucleotide messenger RNA. RefSeq lists its product as uncharacterized. Lineage: Eukaryota; Viridiplantae; Streptophyta; Magnoliopsida; Sapindales; Anacardiaceae. The transcript is spliced from 4 exons. The record is from RefSeq and is a predicted model, not a curated record. The coding region runs from base 45 to 359 and encodes 104 amino acids.
CAUGUGUAUCUUACAUACUUUGGAAACGAGCACUUUACAAUGACAUGUCCAGGUAUGUCUGUUGUGCUGGUUAUAUGCCCUGCAGCGGCAAGUGUUAUGAAAGUUCUUGUACUGAACUUUGCCUUGGCACUGAGGGGUUUAUGUUAUGCCUUCAACAAGUUGCAUGCAUAUUUUCCAUGGUUGCAUGCAUUGUUGGAAGUGAUGAACUUCGGGAGGCUUCUCAGAUUUUGAAUUUGUUGGCUGAUCUAGUUUAUUGCACGGUUUGUGCAUGCAGGCAGGUAUGCAACUAUGCAAUUGACUCACUCUUAUAUAUGAGUUUAUGCCCAACGGAUCUCUUGAGAAGCUCAUUUUCUCAAUGAUAAACAACUCAAAUCAUCGUCCAUGGAGUUGGGAGAAGCUACUAAACAUUGCAAUUGGUGUUGCACGUGGAAUAGAGUACUUGCAUCAAGGAUGUAACCAAAGGAUCCUUUGUUUUGAUAUCAAGCCACAUAAUAUAUUACUAAAACAUAAUUUUCAACCAAAGAUUUCAGAUUUUAGGCUUGCCAAGCUAUGCUCAAAAGAACAAAGCAUCGUAUCAUUGACAGCUGCUCGAGGAACUGGUUAUAUUGCUCUAGAGCUCUUCUCCAGACACUUUGGAGUGGUAUCUUAUAAGUCUGAUGUGUAUAGCUAUGGAAUGAUGUUAUUAGAGAUGGUUGGAUGCCAAAAGAAUAUGGAUAUUACAAUUGAGAGUGA